CGUCAUCCUGGACACAGGCACUUACUGGGGAGGUCUGCUGUUACGCUAUAAUUAACCUUUUUAGGGCCUGGUGUGUGAGGGUCAUUGCCAGAGGUCAGAGGUCAGAGGGCGCAGCGGAGAGCAAGGAUGAACUGCCUAUCACUGAGGGCUUUACUCGUCCUGGGAGUAAUGUCCGGCACCUGGGCGCAAGAGGCCUAUGAGUGGAGCACCUGGUUCAACGUGGACCACCCCGGGGGCCGCGGGGACUACGAGCAGCUGGACGCCAUCCGCUACUACUACCGCGACCGCGUGUGCGAGUCGCCGCGGGCGCUGGAGGCCCGCACCACCGACUGGAAGCCCGCCCACAGCACCGGGGAGCGGGUCCACACCGACCCGGCCGUCGGGUUCUGGUGCUCCAACGCCGAGCAGCCGGCCGGCCGCAACUGCUCCAACUACGCCGUGCGCUUCCUGUGCCCCGCAGGAGGUUCUGGGUCUGUGGUCCGGAGCGCGUGGGGUCCUUGGUCCGACUGGAACCAUUGCCCUGCCAAGUGCGGUCAGGAGGCUGUGCAGGUGCGCUCCAGGAGAUGCAACUCCCAUGCCCACCACUGGGAGCAGCAGUGCACGGGCCCCACAGUGGAGGGCAGGGUAUGCAAAGGACCUGCGUGCCAAGUGUGCUCCCUGCGCUGUGAAAUGGGCCGGGUGAACGCAGACUGCGACGUGUGCAUGUGUGAGGACCACCUCCUGCUGGGCUCCGUGCGCAGCGCAGGGGGGCUCCCGGCCCCCGGGGCCUCCCUGUUCCGCCCCGGCGUCGCCCCCAAGCUCCUCACCGCCGCCGACCACAACGGACACUUCCGCGUCCCGGGCAUCUGCCCCGACGGGAACAGCACCCUGAUCGUCCGGCUGCCGAAACACGCCCCCCUCACCGUCACCGUGCCCCGCAGCACCCAGAGCACCUCCGUGCUCCACGUCCGGCUGGACAGGGCAGAAAAACUGCACAUCCUCCAGAACCCAGAGCGCAAAGCCCGGAGGGAGAACCAAUCUGCCUCCUUCUGCUGCAAAGUGGGAGGCACCCCCCCACCUGACAAGUACCAGUGGUUUCACAAUGGCACUCUGCUGCAGGGCAGGCAGGUGACUAGCGAUGGCAGUCUAGUGCUGAAGAAUUUGCAUGUGGGCCAGGCUGGGGAGUAUUACUGCCGAGCCAGCAACCAGGGAGGAGCCAUCAAAUCCAAACCCGCUGUGCUUACUGUCCUAGGUCGCGAGGUCCCUUCCUGCAACCCGAAGCCCGAAUCCCACCUCAUCCGCCUGCCUCACGACUGCUACCAGAACGAGAGCGGCUCCCUCUACUACGACGUGGGGAAAUGUCCGGUGGCGGUCUGCAUCGGCCAGCAGGACAACGGCAUCCGGUGCAAGGACUCCGUGGCGCACUGCUGCGGCGUGGCCAAAAUGGAGGAGCGGCAGAUCCCUUGUCAGGGGUACCAGCUGCCCACGAUGGUGGUGGCGCAGUGCGGCUGCAAGAAGUGUGUGGAGACCAAGGCCAUCGUGCGAGGGCGAGCGCUGGCGGCGGACAACGGGGAGCCCAUGAGGUUCGGCCACAUCUUCAUGAACGGCGUACGGGUCAGCCGCACGGGGUACAAGGGCACCUUCUCCGUUCAGGUGCCUCCGGACACCGACCGGCUGGUGCUGACCUUCAUCGACCACAUGCAGAAGUUUGUGAACACCACCAAAGUGCUGCCGUUCAACAGGAAGGGGGGAGCCGUGUACCACGAGGUGAGGCUGCUGAGGAAGAAACCGCCCGUGACACUGCAGGCCACCGAGACGAACACCCUGGAGCUGGGGGAAGUGGCCGGUCAGGACCCCAUCGCCGUCAUCCAAAUCCCGCCCAAUUCCUUCUACCGCGAGAACGGCGAGGUGUACACGGGCAGCGUGAAGGCCAGCGUCACCUUCCUGGACCCCAGAGAUGUCUCCACGGCGACCGCGGCGCAGAGCGACCUGAACUACAUCGGCGACGAGGGCGAUGUGCUGCCGCUGAGGACCUACGGCAUGUUCUCCGUGGACUUCCGGGACGAGGAGGUGGACGCGCCCCUCAACGUGGGCGAGGUGCAGGUGCUCCUGGACUCCGCCCAGGUGAAGAUGCCCGAGCACCUGAGCUCCAUGAAGCUGUGGUCCCUGAACCCGGAGACCGGCCUGUGGGAGCAGGAGGGGGACUUCCGUGCCGAGAAGACGCGCCGAGGGAAGCGGGAGGAGAGGACCUUCCUCAUCGGGAACAUGGAGAUCAGGGAGAGGAGGCUGUUCAACCUGGAUGUCCCGGAGAACAGGCGCUGCUACGUGAAGGUGCGGGCCUUCCGCAGCGACCGCUUCACGCCCAGCGAUCAGGUGGAGGGGGUCGUGGUGAGCUUGAUCAACAUGGAGCCCACCCCGGGGUAUUCCUCCAACCCACGGUCCUGGGGCAGGUUCGACAGCGUCAUCACAGGUUCGAAUGGCGCCUGCCUGCCCGCAUUUUGCGAUGACCGGAAGGCGGACGCGUACACUGCCUACGUCAUGGCCAACAUGGGCGGAGAGGAGCUGGAGGCCGCCCCAUCCGCCCCCAAGUUCAACCCCAACACCAUCGGAGUGUCACAGCCGUACCUGGGAAAGCUCAACUACAGGAGGACCGACCACGAAGACCCCAAGGUGAAGAAGACCGCCUUCAGCAUCAAUUUGGCCAAGCCCGGUCCCAACACGGCGGAGGAAGGAGACGGCCCGAUUUACUCCUUCGACAACCUGAAGGAGUGCGAGGAGGCCCCCUUCAGCGCGGGACACUUCCGCUUCUACAGGGUGGAAGGGGAUCGGUACGACUACAACACCGUGCCCUUCAACGAGGACGACCCCAUGAGCUGGACCGAGGACUACCUGAGCUGGUGGCCCAAGCCGAUGGAGUACCGGGCGUGCUACAUCAAGGUCAAGAUCAACGGCCCCCACGAGAUCAACGUGCGCUCGCGAAACAUGGGCGGCACCCACCCGAGAGCCGUGGGCCAGCUCUACGGCAUCCGGGACGCGCGGAGCAUCCGGGACAUGGACAAGUCCACCGUCUCCGCCGUCUGCCUGGAGUUCAAGUGCAGCGGGAUGCUCUACGACCAGGACCGCGUGGAUCGCACCCUGGUGAAGGUGAUUCCGCAAGGCAGCUGCAGGCGGGACAAGGUGGACUCCAUGCUGCAGGAGUACCUCGUCAAUCACCUGCCGCUCGCCGUCAACAACGACACCAACGAGUUCACCAUGCUCGCGCCGCUCGACCCCCUCGGCCACAACUACGGCAUCUACACGGUGACCGACCAGGACCCUCGCACAGCCAAGGAAAUCGCUUUAGGCCGCUGUUUCGACGGCACCUCGGACGGCACCUCGCGGGUCAUGAAGAGCAACGAGGGCGUGGCACUCACCUUCACCUGCGCCGACCGGCAGGCGUCCCGCCAAAGCUUCUUCCAGACGCUGCAGAACUCCCCCGGGCAAUCGCUGGUCGGCGCCGUGCAGACAGGGAGGGGCCGCAGGAGGCAGAGGGGCGGCGCAAACUCGGCCCGCGGCAGCCGCAGGCGUAGCACCCGAAACCCGUUCGGCACGCCCAGCAGAACCUCAGGCUGAACCCCUCCCCAGUCUCACGUGUCUGGGACGAGUCUGUGGGCUGAGUACCUGAAACUGGUUCCCCAGGCUUAGCCCUUGGGACGAGCUUCCGUGGCUGUGUGAAGUUUUAACUGGGUCCCUAGGGCUAGGUCAUUUGACUAAAUCCCUUGUGUGGAGUACCCUUGGUUAGUGCUCGAAAGUCUCCAGGCCGAGUUCUUCAGUAACAAUCCAUUCGCACAAAGUGACAACACCCACAGCAGUUCACAUUAGAAUUAGACUUUGUGUUUUCCCAGAAUACACUGGGGGCCUGGUACGUCGAGUCAAUACUUCACCAACAUUAGCAUUUCACUGUUUAUUUUUAAAUGCCCUCGUGUCAGUAAUUGUAAAAAUGUAAUUCCAAAUGUCACUGUACUGUAUUUUGUACACAACUCACAACUGGUCACUUCCGAAUCAUCAUCCUUAUCUUUUUGUAAUGAGAAAAUGUACAUACUUGUCCAGUCAAAUAUAGUGCAUGAAUCACUUCAUAGCUAGUUUAUCUGAUGAAUGGCAUCCAGAACAAUCAAACUGCCUAUAAUCAUGCACAGAAUAAGCGUGGUGUGAAAGGAAAUAAGCUGGUGGAUAAUGAGAGAAAAACAGAAAAGGUUUAUCCCAAUAAUGUUUUUCACUGAAAGUUUUUCCAUGCGUUUUCUUUUUUCCUAAUAUGUCUAAACAAUCUAUUUAACAAACUUGUAACAUUACGGUUUUACAUUUUAAAAACUUGAGAAUGUGCAUAGCAUGCACAAUCAGAUCAUUAGCUUGAACAACAUUCUCAGUAUUGUGUUCAAUAUCAAAGCCAGGGUCAAACAUGGUGUGAACCUGUGAAACAAAAAAUAAACGCAUAUUGUUCUUUUUGUAUCAA
This is a messenger RNA of Conger conger (European conger), 4468 nucleotides long. RefSeq names its product cartilage intermediate layer protein, nucleotide pyrophosphohydrolase (gene cilp). The transcript has 8 exons. NCBI's taxonomy places the organism in Eukaryota, Metazoa, Chordata, Actinopteri, Anguilliformes, Congridae. The record is from RefSeq and is a predicted model, not a curated record. The coding region runs from base 127 to 3591 and encodes 1154 amino acids.